AUGUUAUUAGCGAUUGUAUUGACCAGCUCAGCUGGUGCACAAGAACCCACUGUUCAUCAAGCACAAGAGCCCCUAGAGAGCACAUAUAUCUCUAAUUCACAGAUUAGGACGUGGAAAGCAGAACGCGGCGACACGACGCACGCGGAAGCACAGCUUGGAGGCAUUCAUUGGUGUUCAGAAGACGUCAAUGCCCGCAUAGAGAGCGAGUUUAUCAAGGACGAGAUGUUAGACUCUUGCAGACAAGAGACGGGAGGUUACGACAUUUCAGAUCUUUUACAUCCAACAGACAAGUUCAUGAUGCCGUCAGAGGAGCAGAUGAUAAAGUUGUGCCGUUCAGAGGCAUGCGCUGUGUGGUUGGAUCAGGUCGUGGAAGCAUCUUGGCUACCAGAGUGCAGAUAUCGACAAUCGCAGACGAGUUUUCGCUCUUUGGCUCAGACGUUGCUGCGAAUCCGAGAGAACUGGGUGGACAUAGAUGUGGAAAGCGCUAUUGUGACUUCAAAUGCGAAAUUGUUUCUUGAUUUCUAUGAACUGAUCCAGCUUGCCAAUUUGCUGAAUGCAAACAAGGAGAGCGUCUUGAACGAAAUGAGCUUGCCGGUUUUACAAUUUGCUAGACAGUUGUCAGAAGAGGAAAAUGUUACUGUGAUGGGGUUUGAAGACAACCUUCAGCCCAGCGCAGUAGCCGAGCCUUCGGAAAUUAUAAGUGGCACUAGUGUCUCUGGCACAUGGAAGAGUCCCAGCAAUGCUAUUGGAUCAACUACGCCCGAUAGCUCCACUAGUUUGAGUAGCUCUACCGACACCAGUAAUCUCAACAGUACCAAGGACUUUUCUUCUGCUAGUGAUCGUAACUCAAGCGAUACUACCGGGGGUUUUACGGACAGUGAUGCCGGUCCGCAUGCAUCUUCAACUACUACAACUACAGAGCUUACGCCAUCAUAUGCUUAUGUCGUCGGCGCCUGGAUCCUAUUUAAUGGCAGCUACUUUUUUCUAAUGCGAAGAAAGUGA
Messenger RNA from Peronospora belbahrii, 1002 nucleotides. The record is from the annotation of a GenBank genome assembly. Lineage: Eukaryota; Oomycota; Peronosporomycetes; Peronosporales; Peronosporaceae.